AGAUGCCAAAACUGGAUCAAAAACGGAUUUUGCACGAGCACAUUCUAUUCUGAUGCGCAGAAAAGGCAGUACUGUGGACGCCCCUGCGGUCUUUCAACUUUCAAAUGCUCUUCCAAAAUGAAAUGGCUUCCUGGGCCAUGUACUCGUCACCAAUUUGCUCCCUCAGAAAAAUCUGGUAUUAGACGGACGGAGAACUAA
Haemonchus placei is the source of this 198-nucleotide messenger RNA. The record is from the annotation of a GenBank genome assembly. NCBI's taxonomy places the organism in Eukaryota, Metazoa, Nematoda, Chromadorea, Rhabditida, Trichostrongylidae.